Patella vulgata (common limpet) is the source of this 3504-nucleotide messenger RNA. Its product is annotated as zinc finger protein 501-like. Gene Ontology annotation, cellular component: nucleus. Lineage: Eukaryota; Metazoa; Mollusca; Gastropoda; Patellidae. The record is from RefSeq and is a predicted model, not a curated record. The transcript is spliced from 2 exons. The coding region runs from base 98 to 1486 and encodes 462 amino acids.
CCUAUUCGUUGCCCAUUUACUUGGUUAACUGUAGCAGAAUAGUAUACCUGCCGAUUGACCAUUUACUAGGUCAACUGAAGCAGAACUUUACAAAAUAAUGGAUACUAAUGAUGUUAAAACUUUCCAUCAGUGUGUUGUAUGUGAUGAGAUUUUUCAACAAUAUGAUGAUUUAGAAAAACACAAUAAGAUGCAUGUUAAAGAUGAGAAAACUGAUAAUGUAGAUGAAUAUUGUCAUGUAAAAGAAGAGAAAACUGAUGAUGUAGAUGAAUAUUGUCAUGUUAAAGAAGAGAAAACUGAUGAUAUUGAAACUGUUUAUCAGUGUAAUUUAUGUGAUGAAGAAUUUAAAUCUGACAUUGAUUUAGAAAAACACUGUGAAAUACAUCUUAAAUAUGAGAACAUGGAACAGAUUUCACAAAAUAAUGAGACAAAUUCUCAAAAACAAAUCAACAUGAAGACACCCGAAAUACUUUAUAAAUGUGAUGUUUGUAGCAAAUCAUUCAAAAACACUAACAAUCUACAGAGGCACGGGUUGAUUCAUACUGGAAAUAAACCCUAUAAAUGUGAUAUUUGUAGUAAAUCAUUCACACAGAAGAGUACCUUACAGAGACACAUAAGAACGCAUACUGGAAACAUAACAUAUAAAUGUAAUGUUUGUAGUAAAUCAUUUGCAAACAGUAACAAACUGAAGCGACACGGACAGAUUCAUACUGUAGGAAACCCUUAUAAAUGUGAUGUUUGUUGGAAAUCUUAUACUGAGAAGAGUACCUUACAGAGACACAUUAGAAUUCAUACUAGUGAUAAACCUUAUAAAUGUGAUGUUUGUAGUAAAUCAUUUACUGAAAGAGCUCAUCUACGGAGACACAUGAGAAUUCCUACAGGUGUAAAACCUUUUAAAUGUAAUGCUUGUUGUAAAUUAUUCACUGAGAAUAGUGACUUACAGAGACACAUGAGAAUUCACAUUGGAAAAAAAUCAUAUAAAUGUGAUGUUUGUAGGAAAUCAUUUAGUUACAGUAUAAGUAUACUGCAACACAUGAGAAUUCAUACCAGAGAAAGACAAAAACCAUAUAAAUGUGAUGUUUGUAGUAAAUCAUUUAAUAGUAACCAGGACCGAGAUAGACACAUGAGAAUUCAUACUGGUGAAAAACCUUAUAAGUGUAAUGUUUGUAGGAAAUUGUUUUCUAGAAUUUAUUGUCUACGCAAACAUACAAGUACACAUACCGGACAAAGACCUUAUAAAUGUGAUGUUUGUAGUAAAUCAUUCACAGGGAUGCAUGAAUUACAAAGACACAUGAGAAUUCACACAGGUGAAAAGCCAUAUAAAUGUGAUGUUUGUAGUAAAUCAUUUACUCAGCUUUGUACCCAACAAAGGCACCUUCGAAUUCAUACGGAAGAAAAACUUUUUGAAUGUUACGUUUGUAGCACGUCAUUCCUAGAGAAGAGUGACUUAAAAGGACACAUGGGAAUUCAUACUGGAGAAACCUUAUGAAUGUGAUGUUUAUAGUAAAUCAUUUAGACACUAGAACACAUACGGGUGAAAACCCCCCAAAAUAUGAUGCUUUUUGGAAAUCAUUUAAUAGUAACAAAGAUAUAUUAAGACACACAGAAUAACUCAUAUUGGAGAAAACCUUAUAAAUGUGAUGUUUGUAGUAAAUCAUUUACCUUGAAGGGCAAUCUACAGACACACAUGAGAAUUCAUACAAGCAAAAAAAAAACCUUGUAAAUGUGAUGUUUGUGGUAAAUCAUUUUCUUCAAGUUGACAUCUACAGGCACACAUGAGAAUUCAUACAAGCAAAAAAAAAAACCUUGUAAAUGUGAUGUUUGUGGUAAAUCAUUUUCGAGGCAUACUACUCUACAAAACACCUGAAAAUUCAUAUUAGAGAAAAAUGUCAGAAGAAAAUGUGAAAAGUCGCAAUUAGAAAUUGUAUAAAUGUCGAGUCUCCACCUGUAAAUGUCGAGAGUCCCCACCACUUUAAAUGUCAGGAGUCACCUGUAGAAGAAACCCUGUAAAUGAGGAUUGUGGGAAUUCAAUGAUUGAUGUUUUUAUAAACUGUUAGGCCUGCUAUAUCUCAACCGUCCAACCAUGAAUAUGCCCAAAUGGACAUCAAGAUAUGAUGAAUAAUAUUCAAUUUUCCAAAAUUAUUUGACUGACUUAAUCUACCUUAAUUAGUUGACUUAAUCGUUUGUCGGACAAUUCAUCAAUGCAAUCCGGAGCAGAAGCCAUUGCUUCUCCUUUGUCGAACUAUGUAUCAAUCGAAUAAGAGUGAUUAUAAACUCAAUCUACGUGAUUAACUCGUGGUUUCUCUAUUGUUGAACAUUUUAAUCUCCUCAAUGUCAGCCUACAACAUGUAAAAACUAGUCACAUAUGUCACAUAUCCUAACUUGUCUGCGAUAUCACUUUAAAUAAAGCUUUUCCACACACACAUAUCCGAUAAAUAAUAGACAAUGCAAGCUCUGUUUCUGAUCACACGUUUAUAAUACAAUAACUGAAACAAAAGUAGAAAUCUUAGAGACACAUGAAAUUAAGAAAUGGAAUCGUGACAAUAUCGACAAGACUGAUAUUGGCGAAAAGAUUCUAUUUUGAUGGUAUUUUCUCGGAUUUAUGAUAUUUUGAAUGGGGUUUAUGUUUUUAUAUGCCCCCAUUGUCGUUGUCCUUGUCGGUCCUCCAGCAUACACUCCAGAGACUGAAGUUAAUAUCCCAUUGACUUAAAAUGUAUACACAGUGUUUAUGGUCACCAGACAAUGAAGCCUACUGAUUUGCAGCAAUUUCCAAUAAUUACUGUCAGGGUUAUCAGGGCUGGCCACGAAUAAAUUGAUGGCGAGCAGAUGACUGCUCACGCAAAUUUAGUUUUGGGCGAGCAAGGCGAGCAAUAAAAAUUGCUCACGCAAAAUGUUGUUUGCGUGAGCACACAUUUUGUUACAUUGUUUCAAUUUAAAAUCAUGAGAAAAUUGCUAUUCCUGGCACAGAGUUUGCAGUAAAUAUGUGUGACCAUCGGUUUUUGUUUUUGACAGUCAUACUCUUCUUUAAAACCAAUUUUCGUAUGGAUUUCUAAAACCCCACGACAUAAAUGUGGAUAGGACAAUCGGGUUUCCUUUGGCCAUUAUUACGCUUCGAUUGAUAAUUAUACAACUGCUCAAUGGAAUAAAAAACGAAGUUCUGAUAAAAUAAGAAAUACCGAUAAAUAUUAGUUUGAAACGUGUUCAUUUAGCGUGAAUGCCAAAUGCCGGAUGUAAACAUUCUUUACUUUAGACUCGAUUAUCACGUGUUUGUUACUGGUGUUCGUAGGAAAACCAGUCAUGACGUUCAGGUCUAAAGUUUAUUUUUAGUAACACAAGUUGCGAGUAACUUCAUUAGCCAGUCAAAUUUAAGGAGGAAAUGUCGCGUGCAGCUGGGUGAAUCUCAGUUUGACAGACGAAUUUAUGACAUAAUUGACAUUGUUGGGUUUGUUUCGGCAAUAAACUUGUCAAUAUUUUGAUUAUUUUUACAGGUUUUUCUUAAAAUUUUGG